UCUAAGACACUUGGGCUGUAGAGCACCCUUGAAUUCCGGUCUUCUUGACUUCCACCACCAGGAAUUUUGCUUUUCGUACUCUCAGUCCUAACUAAUAUCUAAAAUGGCACCCAAGAAGGACGUCAAGAAGGCCGAGCCCGCCAAGCCAGCACCGGCAGCGGCACCGGCACCGGCCCCGGAACCCGCAAAACCUGCGGCUAUUGAUCUGUCCAGCGUUAAGAUCGACUUCUCAGCAGAUCAGCAGGAAGACUUCAAGGAGGCUUUCCUCCUGUUCGACAGGACCGGUGAAAGCAAAAUCACUUACGGGCAGGUGGCGGACGUGAUGCGUGCUCUGGGGCAGAACCCCACCAACAAGGAAGUCAAUAAGAUCCUGGGGAACCCCAGCGCGGACGACAUGAGCAACAAGAAAAUUGAGUUUGAACAGUUCCUGCCCAUGCUGCAGACUGUGGCCAACAGCACUGACAAGGGUGGAUAUGAGGACUUUGUUGAGGGUCUGCGUGUCUUUGACAAGGAGGGCAACGGCACUGUGAUGGGCGCUGAGUUGCGCAUUGUCCUCUGCACACUGGGUGAGAAGAUGACAGAGAAUGAAGUUGACAAUCUUAUGCAGGGACAGGAAGAUGAGAACGGCUGCAUCAACUACGAGGCUUUCGUCAAGCACAUCAUGUCUGUGUAAGAAGGAUAUGAAAUGAUUUGGUGCGAAUGCUGAAGACCCGCUGGUGGCAGGACAUCCACUUCACCACACCUGUUCCUUUUUCGACCAA
Molecule: messenger RNA, 761 nt
Organism: Polyodon spathula (Mississippi paddlefish)
Lineage: Eukaryota; Metazoa; Chordata; Actinopteri; Acipenseriformes; Polyodontidae
Product: myosin light chain 3, skeletal muscle isoform-like
Exons: 7
Coding region: 104-673 (189 amino acids)
Cellular component (GO): contractile muscle fiber; myosin II complex
Molecular function (GO): calcium ion binding
Source: RefSeq, a predicted model, not a curated record